CAUACUGGCUACGCUAACACUAGCAUGCUAACUUAAUCGUCUGAGCAGUUUAAAUAAAAGUGUUGAAAUAAGUGUGAACAGAAAGUGUUCGGAAAUGUUUGUUUUGUGCACCUCGUUUCUUGAUUGAAUUUGAAACAUGGCCUCUCUUACAAACACAAUCGAGACCAAACGUUUUGUUAGCUUGUUAGCAGGAGAGUCGAAGCCACGUUGCUAUGAAUAAAGUUUUAACACUGCUGGCAGGCGUACUAAUUGAUUUCUAUUAAGAUAUCACCGCUUUCGGUCGGUGUGGACGAACUAAUCAUGAAAGGAGAGACACAUGGGACAGUGAUCCAAUAGAUGGCUUUACUCUUUUCACCAAGGUUGGACGUUCUGUGGCUAACUGGUAACCUGGAUUUUCUGAUAGAAGACUUUGCAGACUGCCAUCUCAACUUCUCCUGCAGAAGUAAAGGAAACUGUAGCAAGUUAAUUGCAGACAUUUACAGAGCGCUGUCCAUAUUGAAGAAAAUAAUUAUCUUUGGAGCUAGUAUUAAGCCUUAACAAGGACAUCUGAAGACUUACGUCGUCAAAAGAAUAAAUCAUAAGAAUAGUCUGAGAGGUGACCGAGCAGGUCAUAUUUUGGGACUUGCUAUUUUGAAUGUAUAAACAUAGCACUUGGAUUUAACAAGCCAAGAUACCCGAAGAACACAGAAAAAAUUCUGGUCUGGAUAGUCAUUACAGCAAGGAUGAGAGCACUCUGACAAACUUUAAAAGACGAUAGGAGAUUCUUUUGGUCACUUUUGAUUUAUUUAUUCAUAUGAAUGUUAAUUUCUCCCUUUUUUGGAGAGUUGUCUUGUAUAUAGACAGAAUUCACACGCAGACUUCUUCUUUUCAAGAGGUCUGAACGUCAUAUUGUGUACACAUACAUCCUUUAAAGAGGGACUCUACAAGAAAGUAUUAUUUUUUUUGUCAGCUUUUAAGAUUUAUUUUAUUUUUUCAUACGGGAGCAUUAAGUGAAAAGGAUCAGUGAAAAAGACACAAAUAUAACACAUUCUGAAGGAAAUUGUCAGUUGAACACAUGGCUACAGCAAGAACAGCAAACCCAGCAACAAUGAUUGGAUUGAACAAAGCUGCAAACGGGCAGCUGAGAGGACAGACUAAGUCAGCUGGACAACCCUCAGGACUUCUCGCAACUGCUCAGCAGCCCAGUGCCCCCAAAAAGAUGAACAGCAUUCCUCAGACCAGUGGGGGCAUCAAGUUUGGUGAUGAUUGGAAGAAGUGCCUGGAGCUCCCUCCAAAAGAUAACAGAAUGAAAACUUCGGAUGUGACAUCAACUAAGGGAAAUGAAUUUGAAGACUACUGCCUAAAGCGAGAACUUCUCAUGGGAAUCUUUGAAAUGGGGUGGGAAAAACCCUCCCCUGUCCAGGAGGAAAGCAUCCCCAUCGCUCUGUCAGGCAGAGAUAUUCUGGCUCGGGCUAAGAAUGGCACAGGAAAAAGCGGAGCCUAUCUCAUCCCUCUUCUGGAAAGAAUAGACCUGAAGAAGGAUCACAUCCAGGCCAUGGUAUUGGUGCCAACAAGAGAGUUGGCCCUACAGAUGAGCCAGAUCAGCAUUCAGCUCAGCAAGCAUCUCGGAGGGGUCAAGGUCAUGGCUACCACUGGUGGCACCAACUUGAGGGAUGACAUCAUGCGUCUUGAUGAGACAGUGCAUGUAGUGAUAGCUACACCAGGCAGGAUACUAGACCUGAUGAAGAAGGGUGUGGCAAAAGUCGAUAAAACCCAAAUGUUGGUGAUGGACGAGGCAGAUAAGCUGCUGUCCCAGGACUUUGUGGUCCUUAUUGAAGAUGUUAUCAGCUUCUUGCCAAAGGAACGCCAAAUCCUGCUUUACUCUGCCACUUUCCCCAUAAGUGUGCAAAAAUUCAUGAGCAAACACCUGAAGAAGCCUUAUGAGAUCAACUUGAUGGAGGAACUCACUUUGAAAGGCAUCACUCAGUACUAUGCCUAUGUGACUGAAAGACAGAAGGUCCAUUGUCUCAACACACUCUUUUCAAGGCUUCAGAUCAAUCAGUCAAUCAUCUUCUGUAACUCCACCCAGAGGGUUGAGCUUCUGGCCAAGAAAAUCACCCAGCUGGGCUAUUCAUGCUUCUACAUUCAUGCAAAGAUGAUGCAGGAAUACAGGAACCGUGUGUUCCAUGACUUCAGGAAUGGACUGUGCAGAAACCUGGUCUGCACAGACCUAUUCACUCGAGGAAUUGACAUCCAGGCUGUGAAUGUGGUCAUCAAUUUUGACUUCCCAAAAAGUGCAGAGACCUACCUUCACCGCAUUGGCAGAUCAGGGCGUUUUGGUCACCUUGGUCUUGCCAUCAAUCUAAUAACUUCAGAUGACCGCUACAACCUGAAGAACAUUGAGGAUCUACUGGUUACUGAAAUUAAGCCCAUCCCCAGCAAUAUCGAUAAGAGCCUGUAUGUGGCAGAGUUUCACUCUGUUGACCCAGAUGAUGAUGGCACUGAAGGUGGAACCAAAAGCAAGGGACUGUGAGCGGACUGAAUGAACGGAGAAACAUGGCGCCUGGCAUUCUUCGCACAAUGUUGGCUACACAUCACACAAGAUUCCAAGUGAAGACUUAUGAUUCCAACUUUACCACCAGAAUUGCCUAUUUUACAUUUCUUUUCCGUUCCAGUUUAGGUUUACAGCAAUGUCCAGUUCUGUCUGUGCAUAAUUAUACUAGUAAGCUGAUAUCUUCUCUACUGAAAACUGCCAUUUUAAUCAGUUUACCUUUCUGUCAUGCUGCCAGAGAUGGUCACUGUACAUGUGUUUUGGACUAUUAGUUAAGUGUGUCAUUGAACUGAGCCGCUCUAGACAAUAGAUGAAAAUUGUUAACUUUCUUGUACUUUGCUGUGAGAAUGAAAAUGUGAAACCACAGGUAGAUGUAAAUCAAAGAGCAGUCUGGUGACUCUGACCCUACCAUCCAGUCAUUUGUUCUCUAGUUCUCAUGAGCCUAUCUCCUCUACCCUCAGUUUUCUUUGUCUGAAUACCUUAGAACUUAUAAUGGUUAUUUGUUACUGUCGCCAUCUUGUCCACUUGAACAGGAUGAUGACAGACAGGGCCAUUUGCUGAUUCCCUUGAAUUUUGCCUUCAUACUCCUGGGGUGUGCAAUUUGUAUCACCCAGUGAGAUUUACAUGAACUGUCAUUUCCAUAGUCUGUCAUUUAUAUCCCAUUUCUGACAUUUGGUCUGAACAGCUGAACCAUUUGACCAUUUCUGCAUGUCUUUAUGCAUUAAGUGGUUAAUUAGAUAUUUGCAUUAGCGAGCAGGGGUACCUGAUUGUGUGACCACUUGGUGUAGUUAUUUUUUGAAGCUUUGGCCACAUUAGUCUUGUUUGCCCACCAACCUAAUUGCGGAGAUUUGGGGAUUCAGUUGUGUAUUAAUUCAAUAGGGAACCAAAGUUGUAAGGAAAGGAAAUACAUCAGAGUAUAAAUGGCUUUAGAAAACAACUUGACCUCAAUGUUUAAAAGAGCUGAUAAACAGUGUUACUGACAAUAAGAGUCUGCUUUUUGUAUUUAAAAAGGUUUAACAAAUAAAAUAUUUAAAGAUGACUGUUAUGUCAUUGAUGCUUAUACUGAAGUAUAAAGCACAGAUCCAUUAAAUCAGUAUUAUGAAAUUUCUUUGAUCCCUUUAAAGCCAUAGUAACAGGCAGUAUUUUCUCAGGUCUUUUCUCAGUAAUUAACAAGACGGAACAUCGGGGACUUAUUUAACAUCGUAUUGAAACCGGUCAACUUGUUCAUUCUCUUCUUGACAUAGUUUCUGUGUCCCGCCUUCCCUACAAAGUGCCUUAGUUUAAGGUCAGACUUCUAUACUUCCCAGGCUCUUGUCCCAAGUUUGUAUAGUAGGUAAAAUGGCACAUAAACAUUUCCUCAUUAUUUAAUUCAUUUGGAAAGGACUCUUACAGUCGAAAGGGAUUUGUAGUCUUCCUUAUUUGUCGUUCCAAACUAUAAGUAUGACCAGUGAGGACUGUUCUCGUUGGCUGAGUGCAUUACAGCUGUGGACUUCUUGACUUCAGUGCAAUGUUACAAAAGAUAUUUAUCUAAAAUUUAAAACAAGCUGUGAAUUUUCCUUUCUUUGUACUUUGACUGACCAUUACACUGAGGCCAAGCACCAACAGGGAAGGGACCAUUGUGUGGACUCUUCUAGUACCUGAAGUAGUUAUUAAAACUGAAUGUCUGAUUUGAGUGCUCUUUUUUUUUUGAUGAUUUAUUUCGGUUCCCUAAUUAUUUAGGCCCAGUGCAGGCAACACUUGUGCCAAAACAUGUCAUGUGAUUCACAAAUGAGAACAUUUUCUGCAUGGAUUUGUAACCUGUGAUCAUUUGUCCCAUCUCUGCAUUCUGGUGAAAGAAAAAGCUGUGACUUGAUCAGAUUCUUUGUUUAGUAGAAAGGCAGAUGGCCAAGAAUGUUCUGUUAUGUCCGUCAAUGCCAGCACCUCGGAUGAAUUAAAGUCCAAAUGAAGAAAU
Scatophagus argus is the source of this 4481-nucleotide messenger RNA. RefSeq names its product DEAD (Asp-Glu-Ala-Asp) box helicase 61 (gene ddx61). The transcript is spliced from 13 exons. Gene Ontology annotation, molecular function: RNA helicase activity; ATP binding; mRNA binding. Lineage: Eukaryota; Metazoa; Chordata; Actinopteri; Scatophagidae. Bases 1055 to 2512 code for a protein of 485 amino acids. Gene Ontology annotation, biological process: P-body assembly; cytoplasmic stress granule assembly. Gene Ontology annotation, cellular component: P-body; cytoplasmic stress granule. The record is from RefSeq and is a predicted model, not a curated record.